CAUUCCAAAUUCAAUAGCAUUUUUCAUAAUUUGUACUAAAUGCCGAUUUAUUACUUGUUACUCCUACUUGGUGUAUAUCCGAGUGGAUUUUUGAGAGACGUGGACGCAGCUAAUUGCAGCCAAACAAAUGAUGUGUGGAAGUGCGAUUCAGGUGCCUGCAUUAAGAUUGAUCAAUUGUGUGAUGGUACGAAACAUUGCCGAGAUGGCUCGGACGAGAAAAAAAAGUCAUGCAAGGAUAUGAAAUGUUCUUCGUUAUCGUUUCGUUGUAAAUAUGGAGCGUGCAUUUCCGUUCUACAGGUUUGCGAUGGUGUGCCCGAUUGUACGGACUCUUCCGAUGAAGAUAUUAAUUAUUGUCGCCAACGACGUGAUAAUUUGCCGGACUAUGAAGUUGAUGACGAAACUAGUCGAAUGAAUUGUGUUGGUUGGGGGCAGAUGAAAUGUUGGUCGGGGCAGUGCGUUAACAUCAAGGAUAAAUGUAAUGGCAUUCGUGAUUGUGCGGAUGGCAGUGAUGAAACCGAGGUCCUUUGUGGGGCAAUACCUUGCCAAAUAGAAGAGUUUCGAUGUGGUUACGGUGCAUGCAUUCCUUUGACAGCUAAAUGCAAUGGAACAAUAGAAUGCUUGGAUGGCACCGAUGAGCUGGAAAAUCUUUGCAAAGAAGACGGUGCAACAGAAGCAGCAAAAACAGUAACUGCAACAACGAUCAGCGCAAUGACAACGAUAACCGCAUACGAAAAUGAUAUCAGUAACGUCACCGAUACGAAUUCAACCGAUUUGAUUAUACCCUUAGAAAAUAAUAAUGAUGAGAAAUAUGUUUCUGAGUUCAGCACAAAAGUCAUGGACACGACUCCGACUCAGGAAGGCAAAAAUAACCAUUAUAACAAUAAAAAUAUUAAUUCGGAUAAUGCUGGAGUGAUUCAGGAUAACACCGAUGUCAAAACAAAUCCCAAGUAUGAUCAUAAUGAGGUCACCACUCAUACGAAUGUAGAUCAUAUAACUCGGGAACCAGGAAUUGCAGUUGCGAUUCCUCAGCAUAUAGAUACAACAACUGAAAGUGCAUUUUCACGACCUUCACUUAUUGAUUACUCAACGCUGCAAAACGAGCGAUCAACUACGCAAUCAACUUUAAGAACGACAGACAUAAAACCCAUUCGGCCUGUAUUGAAAAUGAACUUGACACAACCUGGGUUAGAUGCAGCAAUCGAAAGUCCACUACCGUCAAAAAAUGUCCAACCAAGACCUGUUUCCAAACUCGCGUUAUCAAACACUACUGCAAAACCGAGCCGCUCGACUAGUGACUUUAUUAUAAAAACAAGUCUUUUAGAAGAGAACACCACAUCUGAUGAACACCUAAUAAAGCCAUUAAUAAAACCAACAAAUGCUCGAGAUGAAGUUCCAACGAAUACACCGUCAAGGCCAACAGAAAAGACUAACAAAACUAUAGUCCAAGACAAUAAGGCUUAUAAUCACCCAAACAUAUAUAAAUCUCAAGGCCCUUUAACAGAUACGUUCCUAUAUAGUACAAGUCAAAUGCCGCCCACAUUUAAUCAAGCACAUAGCGCUCUAAGAACUCAAGUGGCCAGUACAACAUCCAAAAUUCAAACAAUAGACGUCGUCAAAAGUGUGUGUACUCUAAGAGGCUGUGAAUAUCCUUUGGUUUGCGCACUUGCAAUGCCACCAGGGGUUAAUCCAGGUAGUGCAAUUAAUAAGCAAGGCAGAUUAGCACUUGAAGUAGGGUCGGAAGUAAAAUUUUCUUGUGCAGAUGGUCAUUAUUUAGAUGGGGCGGAUCGCAAAAUAUGCACUGCCGCAGGUUGGAGCCAUGACACGCCAAGUUGCACACCAUAUUGUGAGGUUGACUUCUUGGUCGCUUGCAGAUAUCCACUUACAUGCUAUUACAAACAACCCAGGAAUGACACUGUUAUCAAAAUCAAUUACAGUUUUUAUGGGGAAUUUGUUAAGGAAUACUCCAGCAUUACGUUUUCUUGUGGUGAGGACUACCAGCUUGAAGGUGCAAAUAGCAGAGAAUGUAAGAUGAAUGGUUGGCAAGGAAAUAUACCCCGGUGUGUUAAUUAUUGUAGGGUAAAAGGAUUCCACAAUUGUGAGGCGCCACUGAAGUGCAAAAUUUUGGAUUCAAACACAGGCAUCUUAAGAGACUACAGCCCUCAUUUCGUUAAUCACUGGCUUUAUAAGAUCAGAGAAGAGUCUUUUGUUGAAUUUAGUUGUGAAAGCGGAUAUGAACUGAUAGGAAUGAAUUGCUCAACAUGCGGAACUUAUGGCUGGGAUAAUGCUGAACCUUCAUGCAAAAAAGUCACUUGCAAAGCCGACCUAAUACCAAAAUGUGAGAACCCUUUGAAAUGCACACUUCAUCAUUCGUCGUUAAAUUCCGAUCAGCAAAUAACUAAUCGAAGUCGGCCAAAAUACCAAAUGUAUCCCGAAGGCUCAGAGGUGACUUUCAGUUGCAGUAAUGGUUAUAAGUUGCAAGGCGAAAAUCGAACGAUAUGUGGCACAAAUGGUUGGAGUCAUGAAAAACGUAUGUCGCUGCCAAAGUGCUCAAGUCUAUGCGCCAAUGAAAUAUUUGAAGAGUGCAAACACCCAUAUAUUUGCAAUUAUCAUAAUACUAAGCGAUGGAUCAGGAAUAUACAAAAAACUUAUAUGGAAUCAAUCGUUCCUGUGGGUUCCGUUAUUGAUUUUAUAAAUACUAAUUUCUAUAAAGAGCAGGGUUUUACCCGUUUUCAGUGUACUGUAAAUGGAUGGGUGCAUGUGCCUGCAUACGGUUAGACUUGUUACAGUUGGUGACAAAAGGUCGACUUAAUUUUCAGAUUAAUGCGUUAUGCUAUCACAAUAAAUAAAUCAUUCAAUGAAUCCAAUCAAA
Messenger RNA from Ceratitis capitata (Mediterranean fruit fly), 2869 nucleotides. RefSeq lists its product as uncharacterized. The transcript has 7 exons. The record is from RefSeq and is a predicted model, not a curated record. Lineage: Eukaryota; Metazoa; Arthropoda; Insecta; Diptera; Tephritidae. Gene Ontology annotation, cellular component: plasma membrane. Gene Ontology annotation, molecular function: protein binding. The coding region runs from base 40 to 2775 and encodes 911 amino acids.